AUGAAUUCAAAAAGUGUUGCAACCAUUACCUUUCUUGCUCUCUCCUUUAACAUAUUUUUCCUCACCGCCGUUAGCUCCGCUCAGGCACCGACCGUGUCACCACCUCUGAAUUGUCCAAGUGAUCUCCAUGUUUGCGUCACUCUAUUGCAAGAUCUGGUGAGCGUUGUGGUUGGCCCUCCACAAUCCAAACCUUGUUGCUCCCUCCUUGCUAAUCUUGUUGAUCUUGAUGCUGCACUGUGUCUUUGUAUAUCAAUCAAGGCUAAUGUUUUGGGAAUAAACCUUAAUAUUCCCUUAAAGGUAGUGCUUGAUGUUUGUGGACGUAGUACUCCUAAUGACUACGUAUGUCGUUAA
Molecule: messenger RNA, 351 nt
Organism: Lathyrus sativus (Indian pea)
Lineage: Eukaryota; Viridiplantae; Streptophyta; Magnoliopsida; Fabales; Fabaceae
Source: the annotation of a GenBank genome assembly